Messenger RNA from Zootermopsis nevadensis, 3956 nucleotides. RefSeq names its product Adenosine receptor (gene AdoR). The record is from RefSeq and is a predicted model, not a curated record. Lineage: Eukaryota; Metazoa; Arthropoda; Insecta; Blattodea; Termopsidae. Gene Ontology annotation, molecular function: G protein-coupled adenosine receptor activity. Gene Ontology annotation, biological process: G protein-coupled adenosine receptor signaling pathway; adenylate cyclase-activating G protein-coupled receptor signaling pathway. Gene Ontology annotation, cellular component: plasma membrane.
UGAACUUCACUGCUACAGUGUUCCUGUUUGUGGCGUAAUAAUUUGCAGUUGAUAUUGUGCCGAUAUGUGUUUUAUUUGCACCAAAGUUCAUUGACGUAUUGUUUCGCAAUAGCAUGUACCGCUUGUGACUUCCAAUUUGCGCCAGUGUUUUAUUUGCUAGUGAAGAUCUCUGGUGGCUGUGUUGAUAUCAUUGUCACGAUGACACAAUGUUUCGGUUUAUGACGUAAUAAUUGUAUUACCCUCUGAAGACCAUUGGUGCGUAUUGCAUUGCGUGAGACAUUUCUCCUACCAUCAAUCCUCAAGAGGCCUAACGCCCCUAUUCCCUCUCUACCCCUCCGCUUUCGCCCCCCCUCCCCCCGUCCUUUACUCGCGAGGAGUGAGGAUCAGUCAGUCGCUGGUUUUGAUACCGCGCGUAACGAAUACUUAGAGUUGAAUACGGUGUCAUUGUAAAUUAACCUGCUUUAUCUAAUCUAAAUUUAAUUUCAGGCGUGAAAUAUAUUGAAAUUAUUUGAGUGUGGAUCUCGAUAAUUUUAUCGUGUGAUUCUGUAUUUUAUGUACGAAAUGAACGUCUUCAUUCGUGAACAACAAAAGAUUAUGCAAAUGCAUUGAAAGUUAAUAAAAUCAUGUUUAUCCUGUUAGAAACAGUGCAUAGCAAAUUUUAGAGGAUGUUGGUGCAAAUGAGCGUCGGUAUAAUUUAAAGACGGACUAAGAAAAUGUUCCUAAAAAUAUAUGUAAUAACGACGUGCGUUACCCGGAAAAGGAGGUUAUGCAUUUGUCUAUAAGAUGUAGAAAAUUGAAGUUAUCAUGAGGUCUUAUAAUCUCGAAAUGAAGGGAGCAACUUCCAAAGAACGUAAUCCAUCAUUCAACCUGAUUCUUGGUCAGAAUUAAUUUCUGCGGUGUUUUAGAACUAAACCUGUUUUGGAGUUACGGUGAGCAGAGAGACGACUGAGUUCAAGGUUUGAGAAAACAAACGCCUAGUGUGGGUUUGUUAUGUAACAGAUCACAAAAUGGACAUAACAGGAGGAACCAAAAAUGAUUCCCGUUGGAAUGAAUCACACAUCAAAUAACAUAACGAGCUGUCACUGAUUUACCCGUACUCGACUGUCGUUUGUUUACAAAACUGCACGACUGUACAUUCAUGUGAACGCAAAACAUUAGCAUAAGAGGAACUUACAAUGAUUUAUGCAACGUCCUAGUUAUCCCAAUCGAGUAACUACAGCGAAAUUUUAUGUAUCCAGAGACAAAACGUACAGAAAGAAAGAAAAAAGAAUCUUAAUUGAAGCGUUUAUUUCAUUGUCGUCAUUUAAUUUCCGACCGACUGCAAGGACAUUAGGUCUUGUUUCCUGCGUUAUGUUUCAUCUUUGCCGCUUAUCUGGAGAAGGGCCUGUUACAGAGAAUACUAUAAAACAUUUUCAGUCUAGUCAGCGAUUUAUGGAAGUUUCGCGGAAUAUUGCAGAGUAUCGUUGGCAAUUUUCAGAACAGUUAUUUCCGAUGAAAGAAAUUUCUUACGUAACGAGCGUUGUCAGAGUUUCGUUACGAUUUGCGAAAGGUAUAGUGGAAUAUCGACCACAAUUUUGUGGACAGCUUCCGUACGGAAAGUGGUUACGGACAAUGUUGAUGUGCAUUGUGAUAAUUCAGUAGUUCUGAAAGAAGAGCAACGUAGUAAAUGGUGUGAAAUGGCCAGUAAUGCUACUAAUUCUACCACUCACGAAUUGUCUCCCAACAUUCCUUACAUGGCGUGUGAAAUAUUGGUGGCAGUGUGUGCUGUUAUCGGCAAUGCCCUUGUAAUUCUUGUGUUCUGCCGUGAGAGGCGUCUCAGGAGACGAACCAAUUAUUACAUCGUCUCGUUAGCGAUAGCUGAUCUGCUGGUGGGAUUGCUUGGAAUCCCGUUCGCCAUUCUGGCCAGCCUGGGACUGCCCACAAAUCUACACGCGUGCCUCUUCACGGUGUCUCUUCUAGUCGUCUUAUGCACGAUCUCUAUCUUCUGCCUCGUCGCCGUGUCUGUGGACCGGUAUUGGGCCAUCCUGCAUCCCAUGGGAUACUCGAGAAACGUCCGGACCAAGACUGCAAUCGCCAUCAUCGGGGUGUGUUGGAUAUCUGGGACCUUGGUGGGGCUGCUCCCUCUUUUUGGCUGGCACAGAUCACAGCCAGCGGAAGGAAUGAAAUGCCUGUUCACCGAAGUGAUGGACUAUGACUACCUCUUGUUCUUGUACUUUGCCACAAUCGUCGUACCAGCACUUUUGCUGGCAGCUUUCUACGCUCAUAUUUAUCGAGUUGUGCUCAACCAGUUGAGAAGGAUCGUCACAAUGAACCCCUCAGGAGGCUGUACGCCUGCAUCUGGCAGUGGAGGCACAAUGCUACGGAUGCUGGGUCCAGUUCAGAAGAGAGAAGUAAAAGCCACGCAGAACCUGUCCAUCAUUGUGCUAUUCUUUAUCAUCUGCUGGAUCCCACUGUACACUAUCAACUGUGUGAUGGCAUUCUGCCAGGACUGUUUCAUCCCUCUUGAGCUGACCAACUUCUGUAUCAUCUUAUCCCAUGCCAACUCGGCUGUGAAUCCGCUGUUGUACGCCUACCACUUGCGGGACUUCAGAGCUGCUCUCAAGAACUUGCUUUGCUGUUUAUUUGGCAACAAGGGAGACAGUGCAGGCAAUGAUCUCCAAGAUCGUAGGUUUGGUUCACACACCUUUCAUCAGCAUGGGGUGAACACACCUACACGAAACAACAGCAUGCAGUCACUGCAGCAAAUAAGGGCUCCACAGCAUCUGCAGCUGUAUCCAGACUUCCCUACAGUGACCUCCAAGAUCGCCAGCAGCAGCAGCACAGCCUCUGGUCUGAAUGCACCCUUGCCUCUCAGAACAGUAAUAGCCAACAUGAAUAGCAUCCACCAGGUCAUCACAGACCUACCCCUUGGCGAGGACACCGCUGAUGAUCGGCGCGGGCGCAAAAGGAUGUGGACACUGACUGAAGUGUCAUCAGCUUGUGAAGAUGAUAAACCUGCCAGCAAUGGACAUCUGGCGUUGGAACACAAUGGUGACAGUUGUGUUCAGAGAAGGAGCGGCACGAAUCGGACAUCAGGGCAAGUGAACUCUGCUUACAUUGAAGAUGCUAUUGUGUUGGACUACGGUGAAGAUGACGACGACGAUGAUGAUGUUUUUUUAUCAGAAACCAUAGCAACAUUGUCACCAAAUAGGACAGGUUUUAGUGAAAACAUUGUGGCAGAAAAUAGAACUGAAAUUAUUAGAAGUUUUGGAAAAUUGUUGGUUACUGACCAGCCUAAGGAACAAUUUGAACUUAGUGUAAGGCAAAGAAGAUCUGUAUCAAGCAGACAUUCAGCAGAUAAAGAUUUUCCUGAGUGCAGCAGCCAGUUGCACUGGCCGUGUAGUCUUAUAGUCGAUAAUGUCGAUAUAAGUAACAGUUCCCUGGAUGAUCAUGACAAGACUGAACUGUCCCCGUCUCGCUGCAGGAUGAAGGAAGUUAUUGUAGCCAACAGUGAUGGAAUCACUUGUAAUGGCGCAAGAGUUUUGAGGUUAGGCUCUGAGAAUCGUGUUGAUAAACCUGAAAUCAGUGAAAAUAAUAGAAGUUCCACUAAUUCUGAAAACCAAAGACUUAGCCCCUUGAAAAUUAUGGGUGAAUUUUUGUUCCAUACUAACAAAUCAACUCUUUUAAAAGAAGAAGUUUUAGAUGAACCGUGUAUGUUACUAACAAAAGAUGUUGAAUCUAAAGACUCCUGUGACUCUCAGAGAUUACAAGAUUCAGACACUGGCUCUGUAAGCCAUAUCUGUGAAGUGACUAAACAUUUGGAUGAUAUGAUGACUUGAUAUGCUGUCAUAUUAGCUAUGCAAUGAGAUGUGUAAAUGUAUUCCUUCUUCUGUCUAAAUGUGUUUGUCAUUCUAAAAUGUGAAUCAUAUAUAAGUGGUUUGCCAUGACAUAAUAAAUCACGUUUUCUUUUUCUGAUA